GUGAAGGCGUACGCGAUUGGUGGAAUAUCAAAAAGCGUUCAAUAAUCUGCCGUUCCGGGGAAAGCUCAUUUGUGAUCUCAUCGCUAAAGAGAAAAGUCGGGCACACGAAAGAUGCGAAGAAAAUUAUAAAAAAAUCUCUGUCCCUCAUUUUGUAGGCGACAGAUUUUAAAACAGUGAAUGAGUGACUUUUAUGCCAUUUCAAUACAUAUUUUCCGCCUAGUGAACUAAAAUUAGGUUAAAAAUGGCACUCGUAUGUGAUAUUAAAAGCGAUCAACCGUCUCCGCAACCCGACCUCCCCAAAGACGAGGCACCCGCUCAAAAUAACGAAGACCUCGAAGAUGGCGAAAUCGAGGACGACGACGAGGAAGAGGAGACACCGUCGGCACCGGUCGUCGUCGAAACACAAACCCCCGAACCCGCCCCGCAAACGCCGCCCGCGAGCGCCAAGUUCUCCCCGAACAACAAUCGAAGUCGUUUCGACAGACCCGACCGACACGCCCGAUACGACGAGCGCAAACGCGGGCACCUGACCGAAGCGGAAAAGAGCGUCCUGCACCUGCACAAGCUCGAACGUUUCGAGCGCGAGAAGCGCGACCGAUACAAGCGCGAGCCGCCGUCGACCAACGACGACUUCGCCUGCAACAUCGAGAAGGCGAUCGCGAACGUGCUGCGAAAGGACAAGAAGCGCAGUGACGACGAGAAGGAGGAGGAGGACAAGCGGGGAAAGAAACGAAAAAAAAAGGACAAGGAGAAAAAGAGGCAGAAGCAGCGGCGUCUGUCGCCGAAACCCGACGACGCCGAAGACAGUGAAAUGCUCCCGUCGAAGGACAACUCGCCGUCGCCGCACUCGGACCCGUACGACUCGGCCACCUCGUCCGAAGGCAAAAAAAAGUCCAAGACGAAAGACAAAAAGUUUAAAAAGUCUGAUCCGCAACCGAAAGACACUCAGGGAGUCUGCGUAUUUUACCUGCAGGGGAAAUGCACGAAGGACAACGAAUGUCCGUUCUCGCACGAACUCUCGCAGCCGCUUAAAUUAGAAUUAUGCAAGUUUUAUUUGAUGGGAUGUUGUGCCAAAGGUGAAAAAUGUUUUUAUAUGCACUCGGAAUUCCCUUGUAAAUUCUACCAUACAGGUCUUCCCUGCUACGCGGGCGACUCGUGUAAAUUCGCCCACGGCAAACCGCUCGAAGAAGGAUUACGACAGAUCCUCUUUAAGCACAUCGAGACCGCCCCGAAAGAGAUUCUCGGCGAGUUUCCUCGUUUAAGUCGAGACGGCGCGCUGACCAUGAUCAACCAGGCGCAGAAGGCGUUGGAGAUUAAGUACGACGAGGAGAAGGGGGGUGAUCCGAACUCGAUACCCUCACUGUUCGAGCUCAACAUUCCAGUACCGGCCGAGCUUCUUCAGAAAGACGAUGAGAAAUCGGAUAAACCGGCGUCGAGGGAGCGCAACCGACCGUCGAGGUGGCAAGAUCCGGAUCCGGUGGAGGACGCUCAGGUGAAUCUGUUCGGAAUCAAAGGGUUUUACAGCGAGCGAGGCGAUCAGGAUAUGCGUGUCAAUAGUGGGGAUGUGGACAUGCGCACUUUGCCACCACAGUUAAAUACUCAACCGGUUAUGCAGUCCUUACAAGACGUCGACAUCCGGCCGACUCAAGACACGGACAUACGGCAGUUAAAUGCCGAGACGCCGAUGGAUUUUACGAAGGACGUCGACAUUCGCCAGAUGUCGCAGCAGUUCGAAAUGGCGUCGAAGACCAACGACGAUAACGGCAACGCGACGGACGAGCCGAACCUUCAAAUUGUCGAGGAGGGCGCCGGCGAAAAGACCGACGCCGCCGUCGAAUUACCCGAGACCUUACCGAAGAAACAGCGCGAGCUGUUUUUGCGAAUUCGCGCGCAGCAAAAGGAGAACGUGCCGACGAUUGCGAAGGAGACGGACGACGAGGAGCCGAGCAACAUCGACUGGUACUCGGACGACGAUGACGAUGACGACGACAACAGGCUGACGAUCGGGGACGAUAUCGAGGAGCCGAAACCGAAAGUGGAGGAGCCUAGCGAGCCGCCCGUCGUUUUACCCUCGCAGAUCAAGCCGGUGGAGGUGAUCGAGAAAUUGGGCGACCUCUCCAAAAUCGAUAUAUCGGCGGAGGUGACCAAGAUGUUACUGUCGUCGAUCAAUCAAACCGCGGCGCUUAUCAAGGACACGAUAACGUCGCCCAAAGAUCCUCGAUCGGGCGAUCCGCCGAAGACGGAUCCUAGGCGAACGCGACAGAGUUCGACGGAAGCGAAAAAGGCCGAAAAACAGAGCAUCUACGAUCAGGGCAGCAUCUCGCUCGACAAUUCGAAGGACGUCGACUUACGCAAUCUCGAAGACACCGAUUUAAGGCCGCAAUUCCGCGAUACGGAUUUACGAGCCUCAAGCCGCCCGGAUAUCGACUUACGUCAGCUCGGUCUGCCCUUCAAGGCGAUGCAGAAUUACACCCCCGCGUCCGAGAUCGACGCCAGCAUCAACACGCGAACGCCGAUCGAGUGGCGCGUGCACUUAGUAGACAUUCCCAAGCCCGACUACACGGGGCUGAAGUUGACGCCCCACGAGGCGCAGAACACCGGCGAUCCGCGUCUGCGGAAAAUCUUCCGACUGAACAGCACCGAAGAGAAGGACAGUCCGGCGAGCCCGAAGGAGAGUCCGAAGCCGGUGGCGACCGUUCGCAACGAUCCCCGCCGCCGUAAGCUGGACGAGAAGCCUCCCGCGAUCGCCGAAGUCAACAUGAUGAACUACUCGCAGCAGCUGAACAUCCUGCAAACCUCGGCGUUCUACCAGAGCCUAACGAGCAAUCAGAAGGUCCUGUUGAACCAGGAGCUCGCGUCAAAGUACGACCACAGCGGCAGCAACGAUCCGACACUGAACGGUAUCCUGUCGAAUUUGGGCCUGCUGUCGAACGCGAGUGCGGUCCUGCCGAACGCGAACACUAGUGCCUUGAACAUUCUCGCGAACAUCAACAACAUGACUCCGAUGAUGCAGCCGUCGAACAUCAUAGUGCCCCAAAAUCAGCAGCCGUUCGUCAAUCAGAUGCCGCAAAAUCCCAACGUCGUCCAGCCGGGCCUGCUCGGCGCCGCGCCCGGCCUGCCGAACAUGCCGCCCGACUUCCAGCUCAACUUCGACCCGCGACAGGGCGGCCUCCUCGGCAACGCCCCGAACUACAACUACAACAACGACAACUCGAACUUCAACAACUUCAACGACAAUUACUACGAGGACGGCGGCGGCAAUUACGUCGAGAACAAUCCGGUGACGCGCGGCGGCAGGGGGGGUCGCGGCGGCUUUCGCGAUCGGCCGCGCAGGGGCGGUAGGAACUUUGGCAGGAAUAACUCGCGUAACUUUCGAAGUAGAAAUCGCAAUAACCGCAGUCGGACUCCACCCUAAGUGUCGUUUUCAAUGUUUCGACUCUCUCGCACGAACAAGAUUAAUUUAUUUUUUUAUUAUGCUUUCCUUUGAGAUAAUUGUGAAUCAUUUUUUCAUUUUAAGGUUCGUAAAAUAUGACGUUUCCUAUGUAGAAACUUGUAUAUUUCUGUACAAAGGUAAAAACGAUGCAAUAAUUUUUGUAUAUAACGAAUUUAUGUUAAUUACGUUAUUUAUUAAUUUUUGAAUAAAGAUAGUGUACUUGUAAAGUAUUCAUUUUAGAA
Messenger RNA from Photinus pyralis (common eastern firefly), 3675 nucleotides. It is a transcript of the gene su(sable), whose product is annotated as protein suppressor of sable. The transcript has 7 exons. Gene Ontology annotation, molecular function: metal ion binding; RNA binding. The record is from RefSeq and is a predicted model, not a curated record. Bases 242 to 3415 code for a protein of 1057 amino acids. Lineage: Eukaryota; Metazoa; Arthropoda; Insecta; Coleoptera; Lampyridae. Gene Ontology annotation, biological process: negative regulation of DNA-templated transcription. Gene Ontology annotation, cellular component: nucleus.